UCAAAUGGCGUAAUUUACAAAAUGGUGCUCUGGUCACGCCGCAGUUUUCUUACGUUACCAGCGCCAAUACUGUAGAUGCUACUUCCAGACUGUUUGGUUUCAGUAGCUUUUUAUAGAUUAUAACUAAUAUUUGUCAGUAUUUUUCUUUCUGGAUGGCGGACUUGGCGAUAUCAGCCAAGACACACGGAGUCGGAGUCUUUCUCGAGCUGAGAAAAAGGCUUCAAAGUGGAUCUCUUAUACUCGGGAAAGAUGUUGCUGCUAACCCUGCUGACGUGUUUGUGACCGGUGGGGUUUCCUCUCUUCACAUUCAGACCCCAGCAGGCGAGGUGACCUUAAUUUUGCCACCUGGAUUCUCCUAUGUGGAGGAAUCUUGCACUGUCACACCGGGGGGCAGAGAGGAGCUACAUUUCAGAUUGCAAAUAAGCGUUUCACAUGACAAAAUAGAAGACACCUCCUACAGCAUCGUGGAGACACUGCGGGCACAGGAGACUUAUUGCUUCUAUUGUCAGACCUGCACGACCAGGCUACUUGAGGACAGGUCUUUCAAGCGGGUUCUUCCUCUCCCAAACGGCAACUGGAAUGCCAUCGUGGAUGACUGGUGUUGCCAUCCAGAUCCUUUCGCCAACAAGAAGAUGCUGCCUCGAGCAGAGGAUUGUUUACUGGGUGACACUUUCUUUCUCCUCGCUAGAGAUGGCAGCUGUGAACAGACUCUCCUCCAGGAAGAGAGCCCCGCUGACUCACAGGAUAGUCAAGAUCCAAAGAAAGCGUGCCACAGAAAAACACUUGUGUACUGCACAAGCUGUUCUUCAGUGCUUGGAGAGGCAUUGACACCAGAGACCUUGAAACUGUACAUUACACAGGUGGUGGUGGAGCCCCAUGUUGGUGAUCGGAAGCCGGAGUCUUUAGUUAACAGAUCUUUCUUCUUGGAGAAGACUGUAGCAGCCAGGCUGGCAGAGCUUUCCAACUCUUUGAGCUCCUUUCACUUCUCUGUCCAAACACCAAAUGGGAAGCCUUUCUUACUGCUCUGGCUGCUGAACAGCGACUCCAUCAUCGUGUCAGUCCCAGAGUGGUCUGCUAAUCCCUCCACUUGCCACAAUUCAUCACCAAGAGCUGCAAGAGCCCUCAAACUCCUCUAUGUACGCUGUUCUCGUGUGGAUGUUGAGCAGCAAGAAAUCAUCACCAGCUGGGAGGUCAAUGCCACAGGACACCCUGUGGUGCUCCCGCUGAAGGUGUGCGAAGAACUACUACAAGUGAUAGAUGACAGCAACGCUACACUUCCUGCAUCAAUGCGUCGCAUGAGGGCCUAUGAGCUAACAGGAAUAAAGGUCACCCAGGAAAGUUGGUCCCUCAAGCACAUGUGGCAAACGCUGCAUGGCUGCACCCGCUCAGAGAGGCUGUGGCACUGUCACCUCAGAUCAGUCUUCAUUACGUCGAACAUGGCUCAACGGGAGACAGGCCUCCAAAGCAUCUCAUGUACAGCGUCAUAAAUUCACAUUAGAGAAAACGAGGCGUUUCACAUAGAGGUGGGAAGUUGAGGGGGUGAUAAUAAGUUGCAGGGGUGGGCAAUGUUGUACAAAACCCAGACCCAGAGAGUGUAAUUCCCUCAAAUGCAUUCGUGGCAUAUCGGUGCGUUUCAGAGAGCUGUUUCAUUGGUAGAACUCUUUUGCAUCGUAACUCCAGUCUUCUGUUUGUGUCUUAUGACAGCCUUUUAAAUCCUAUUUUUACAAAAGGAAAGGUCACUAGCCAGGGCAACUUGCCAGAUGUAUAGUGAAUGUAAUUAUGGCUUUCUGGCAAUCUGAUAACCUGACAGUCUAUCGCUCAACACAAGGAAAGUGCACUGCCAUAUUAAAUAAAAGUGACUGAACAAAUAUGGCUGUCAGAAGGGCAUCAUGUCUGGGUGUGCAGUUUUGUGGGUUAAGAAGGUUUUAUGGGUCAUUAUGGUUUUGAAUGUCAGGUGAGCCACGGGCUUAUUCUGCACCAUAAAGUUAGACCCGUCUCCUUCCAAGCAGUUGAAUGUGUUGAUAAAUGUUCUAUUUUUAAUUGUGGAAGGGUUGAAUCGUCACAUUAUGUUGUCUCUUCCUUUUAUAUGGUCAAACCUGUGGUGGGAAAACUUCUCUCUACCUUGCUUUCAGAACUGUGUUGUAAGAAAUAAUUAAUUGGGGAUUGUGAUUUGGGCUCCAAAUAACCUUUUAAUUACUUUCUUAGUCGAUUAUUCAUUUCCAAGAGAAACACAGACAGUCAGAGGUUUAGUCCGCAACAUAUCAGAAAAUAGGCAAAAAUGUCGAUCGCUGUCAGAGCUGAGUACAAAAAUAGGUCUGCUUUCAUGGAUGACGGAAAUUAAAAAUGCUGUAUUCACAUUUGAGAGGCUGAAAUCCGAGGAUAUUUACAUUUUUAAAAUCACAUAACGAUUAAUCAAAUACCAACAUAGUUGUCAAUGAAUUGGAUAAUCGAUUAAUUGUCGAUUAAUCGAUUCAUUGUUGCAGCUCUAAUUGUGAUCGUGUGGUUCACUUGUAUUAGUGGCACUGGGGUAGUGCCCGGAUGUCUUUUUUUCUUUAUUUCCAAUCUGUACUUUAUAAUUAAUACAACACAAUUUUUUAAAAUUUUGUAUGAAUAAAUGUGUCUGAUAAGAAUAAUGUAGUGUGACACAAGCCUAAAGGGCACAAAGUGACCACAUAAAAUAAUCGUAAAAUGUUUUUCACUAAUUUUGAAUUAUUAUGAAUGGCAAGCCGUGUUGGGCAAAUUACUUAAAUUAGUACAAGUAAUUGAAUUAGUCACGGAAUUACUCCUUCAUAAAUGCACUUAGUUGCCAGGGCAAGUAAUUGUUGCACUACUUUUUUGAAAAACCUUCAAAUAUGGAAAAUAAUUUGGCUUUUGCAUUGUAAUUGCUGUGCCGUUGAGAGGUGUUUCAAGAGGCUGAGGUCUGAGCUUGUGAGUUGCAAUUCUCUACCUUAAUGCUAAGAGGCAGUGUUUUCUUGAGCGUGAGCAACCACAAUUCCCGUUGACUAGCUGUUUAGCUUCCCGUGUGGUCGCAGUGAAGCGACAGCCAGAUGGUUGAUAUGGAUAUGAGUGCGUAAUAACGCACUUCAUUUUACUGUCAGCAAAGGUAAAAGCGUUGUAACAUUUGAAAGUCAUUAAUUAGAUUACUCGUUACUGGAAAACACUAGUGGCGUUAGUAAUGUUAUUGUUUUAUUUUUAACACCAUUACUUCCAGCUCUGAUGGCAGUAAAUUUGUUUUGUCUCUGUCUUUUAUAGCAUGUUAUGAAUUGAAACAGAAAAGCACAUCAGACAAUAAGAGAGGAAUGAUGUUUUCCUAUUGUAAGGUUUGAUGGUAUGUUUUGGAAAUGCAUAUUUUGGAUUCUUAAUGACGGCGGCCUAGUGGUUAGCAUGUUGGCCACACAGUCAGGAGAUUGGGAAGAUCUGGAUUCGAAUCUCCGUUGGGCAUGUCUGUGUAGAGUUUGCAUGUUCUCCCCGUGCGUGCGUGGGUUUUCUUUGGGUACUCCAUACACAUUCCAAAAACAUGCAUGUUAGGUUAAUUGUCCAUACAGUAGGUAUGAAUGUGAGUGUGAAUGGUUGUUUGUCUACAUGUAUGUGAGUGUGAAUGGUUGGCCUCUCGCCUCUGGGAUAGGCUCCCGCGACCCUGGUGAGGAUAAGCGGCAUAGAAGAUGGAUGAUUGUUGUGUAAUUGGUUUCACUCCUUAGGUACCAUACCACUCUAGCUUGUACCCUACCAAAAGGUAUCCAUAGUAUUAUGCUAUGGAUUUGUUAAGUUUUAACAAAGGAAACAUGCACACAGAACUAAACUGAAACCAUUGCUCGCUGAAAGGACUCUGAACACACAGACUCUAAAUUUAAACAUACAGUAUAUUGUAGCUAUUUUACAGAUUUUUGCCUUUCUAGCUUUAAUCAAAUUGGCAAAGACAGUGUUGACUAUAUUGAUCCCAAGGCUGUAGUUCUCUGCAACAAAUCCUAUAUUUAGUAGCAAGAACAAGCAUCACUUCAGGUCGGGAAAGAGCGCAAGGCAGCCACCCUGACAGCUGACAGAGUCCAGGGAGCUGCCUUUCAGAGCUGCCCAGGAUAAACACUGACAUCCCAAGUCAAUGACUGGCUAUUUAGAUGUUGAAGGUGCUUGGAGACUGCUGUUAACAAGCACAAAAGGGCCACUUAGUGGACCGGUGUAAGCGUCGACUGGGAUUGUAGAUCAGACCGCGCUCAUCUGUUUUAUACUUCCACCUCCUAAAACCAUUCACUUUUUUUUUUCCACUGUAAUUACAACAUGCUGCCAAGCGUUGCUCAAGGCGUGGCUGGGGGGGGGAAAAAUCACUGCUUAAUAUGGAUGUGCAGAAUGUGUGUGGA
Messenger RNA from Dunckerocampus dactyliophorus (ringed pipefish), 4352 nucleotides. It is a transcript of the gene ube3d, whose product is annotated as ubiquitin protein ligase E3D. The transcript has 11 exons. The coding region runs from base 153 to 1487 and encodes 444 amino acids. Lineage: Eukaryota; Metazoa; Chordata; Actinopteri; Syngnathiformes; Syngnathidae. The record is from RefSeq and is a predicted model, not a curated record. Gene Ontology annotation, biological process: protein polyubiquitination; protein monoubiquitination; proteasome-mediated ubiquitin-dependent protein catabolic process. Gene Ontology annotation, molecular function: ubiquitin conjugating enzyme binding; cyclin binding; ubiquitin protein ligase activity. Gene Ontology annotation, cellular component: nucleus; ubiquitin ligase complex; cytosol.